UAUUGGCGGCACAGGAAACAGGGGGCGGUGCCUGGCUUAACUUUCAUCUCAUAUAUACCUAUCUUUCUUCCCCCCGCUUUCCCCAGCGCCCCGCAUUUGAUGCGCGAGUUGUAACUUCUCCGGGGCAGCCAGAAGGGAAAGACUUUGGCUUCCGCUUCGCAGUCGGAAGCUUGCUGUCAGUGAGCGCGCUUGGCCGAGAGCUCGGCGAGGCGCUGCCUCCGGGGCGAAGCCCGGCCCGGCCCAACUCUGCUCCUUUCCCGGGUCCCCGGGCGUCUGUCUGACAGGCCUGCCAUUCCAAGAAGAUGGGCCGAAGAAAAUCAAAGAGAAAGCCUCCUCCGAAGAAGAAAAUGACGGGCACAUUGGAAACCCAGUUCACUUGUCCUUUCUGCAACCACGAGAAGUCUUGUGAUGUAAAGAUGGAUCGAGCACGAAACACUGGUGUUAUAUCCUGCACAGUCUGCUUGGAAGAAUUUCAGACGCCUAUUACAUAUCUGUCAGAACCCGUGGAUGUAUACAGUGACUGGAUAGAUGCCUGUGAAGCAGCCAAUCAAUAGUGGCUUUGAGGACCUGGCCUGCUUGCUGCCAAGGGUGGGCAUCCCAUUGGGCCCUGAGUAGCUGGAAGACUUUCCUGAGACCACAAAGGAAGUGACUCCUAAACUUCAAUUGUCCCCUCCCUAACCUGGGGCCCACCCCCAUCCACCCCCAUUCCUUCUCUCCAGAACAAUGGAAGAAGAAUGGCUCCUUCUGUAGCUCUAGCCUGAGCUAGGCCUAUACCUAUUCCUGAAGUUCUUGGACUGGCAUCUCUGCAUUUGUUUGUAGGUGGGAGGGGCAGUGGUGGAAGGCACCAACCAAGCUAGGCAGCUGCCAUGGGUCUCUGAAGGCUUGGGGGAGAGUCCUCUGUCCCUCAGCCCUCUUGAGACCAGACUUGGCCCUCCCCCCAGGGGAGGUGCAGAUACUGUGGCCUUACAUCAGUCAGAUAUGGCUGAGUUGUCUCAGAACUCCACCAGUACCUGGCUUCCCAGUGAGCAAACAGCCAGGUCUGGGGGAAGAGAAGAACACCGGAGUGGCUCCUGCCACUGGGACUUAGCACUUGAUUGGUUUUAUCCUCUAUCAUUUUAACUGUAAUCUUUCCUCCCCUUUCAGAAGUGACUUGAUUUCAGGCUGUCUAAAAGUCCCUCCUGUCAGUUACUACAAAUAAUACUGAUCUAGCUGAGAAAGAUGGGGGUUUGGUGGGUUGACAGGGUAGGCAGGUGGAGGGAAAGGAACUGUUAGUGUCCCUUUAAUAAACUAUUCUCUGAGGGA
This is a messenger RNA of Sarcophilus harrisii (Tasmanian devil), 1302 nucleotides long. RefSeq names its product elongation factor 1 homolog (gene ELOF1). Gene Ontology annotation, molecular function: RNA polymerase II complex binding. NCBI's taxonomy places the organism in Eukaryota, Metazoa, Chordata, Mammalia, Dasyuromorphia, Dasyuridae. Gene Ontology annotation, biological process: transcription elongation by RNA polymerase II. Bases 303 to 554 code for a protein of 83 amino acids. The transcript is spliced from 4 exons. Gene Ontology annotation, cellular component: transcription elongation factor complex. The record is from RefSeq and is a predicted model, not a curated record.